AUGGAGAAGGACAUAAACCAAGAUGCCGAGAAGGCCAUACCGCGCACUAGUACUAGUGACGCUUCAUCAUCGUCUAGUUCGGGGAGCGAUUCUAUUCGUCUAGAACCCAUCCAGACUAACAGGACAAAUCACAGCCUGCGCAGUGUGGCAACACAUCGUCUCGACGGCACAGAUCCGUACCAAAAUUUGGAGAACGCUCUCACGCCGGAUCCAGAAUUUGCGGCCGAAUGCAUCGCACAUACCCGCACUGCUGCCAGCACGGCGAGUAACGCCUCCCGGCCCCCAGAUUUUGAGGUUGUCUUUGAGGAUGGCGACCCAGAAAACCCCAAGAAUUGGUCCACACUGUACCGAGCAUGGAUUAUCGCCGCUUUGGCUUACACGGGGUGGAUUGUGGUCUUGUAUAGUACCAGUUAUGCGUCGACCAUCCCCGGUCUAGUGGAGGAAUUCGACUCAUCAACCACAAUCGCAACUCUGGGUAUGACAACAUACCUGCUGGGCCUGGCUGCUGGCAGCCUGUUUCUGGCCCCCGUCAGCGAGUUGUAUGGCCGUCAAAAGGUAUACCUUGUGUGUCUUUCAUGUUGGGCGCUGCUCAUUCUUCCCAGCGGACUGGCAACAAACUUGACCAGUAUCAUUGUCAGCCGCUUCUUUUGUGCUUUCUUUGGUGCCGUCAUGAUUGCCAAUAGCCCUGGUACUGUUGUUGAUAUCGCCAACCCGGAAUACCUUGCAUUUGUGCUGUCCAUGUGGAGUAUCGCCCCAAUGAACGCGCCUAGCACUGGUGGAAUCAUCGGCGGCUUCGUUUAUCAGUACCUUGGAUGGAGAUGGAGUGGUUGGAUCGUCCUCAUUGGUGGCGGGGUCGGAAUCGGCCUCAUGGCUACAUGCAAAGAGACAUACCCUCCAACGAUCUUGCAACGAAAAGCAGCCCGGUUGCGAAAAGAGACUGGUGAUGAGCGAUGGUGGUGCCAAUUUGACCAGAGAGUUUCCAACUUCGAGCUCGCAAAGAUCAACCUCAAGCGGCCAAUCAUUUUAUUCUUCACAGAGCCUAUCCUUUGGUUCCUAAAUUUUUGGCUGUCUCUUGUAUACGGAGUGUUGUAUCUUUGCUUCGUUGCCUACCCCAUCGUGUUCUCGCAGCACAGAGGAUGGACUCCCGGUAUUUCUGGACUUGCCUUCUCGGGCAUUGGAAUCGGCACCAUGAUCGCUAUUCUGACUGAGCCUCUUAUCCGACGUUUCAUCAACUCGCAGCCUCGUGAUCCGGAAACUGGAAAGGUACCUCCAGAGGCUACGGCGCUCGUCAUGGCAAUCGGGUCCAUCUUCACAGCCGUCGGUCAACUAGUCUUUGCGUGGACUUGUCUCCCCACAACCAUUCACUGGGUCAUCCCCAUCAUCUUUGGAAUUCCCUUCGGUCUCGGCAACACACUGUCCUUCAUUUAUGGCGCAAACUAUCUUGCUGGAGCGUACGGCAUUUAUUCUGCUAGUGCGCUUGCUGGGAAUGCUGUCGUCAGGAGUAUAUUCGGGGGAGUCCUGCCUCUGGCUGGAGCGAGAAUGUACCAAGCUUUGACACCACAGUGGGCUGGAACAUUGCUGGGUCUGCUUGAGGUUAUGAUGAUCCCGAUCCCGUUUGUCUUCUGGAAGUAUGGCGCCAAGAUUCGAUCAAAGAGUCCCGUGAUUUGCCAGUUGCGCGAGGAGCAAGAGAGAUUGGACGCGAGGAGGGCAAGAUACCUGGCGAAGCUGGCAAGACGAGAGGCACAGGCGGCACAGAGAAGUUUGGAAAAGAACUCGGGGGCCGAACAGGAAGUUACUAUCACAGAAGGUCCUGAGGAAGAAAAGUUGUCCUCGGCGUAG
Messenger RNA from Clonostachys rhizophaga, 1839 nucleotides. NCBI's taxonomy places the organism in Eukaryota, Fungi, Ascomycota, Sordariomycetes, Hypocreales, Bionectriaceae. The record is from the annotation of a GenBank genome assembly.